Saccostrea cuccullata (small rock oyster) is the source of this 899-nucleotide messenger RNA. Its product is annotated as calcium and integrin-binding protein 1-like. The coding region runs from base 1 to 561 and encodes 186 amino acids. NCBI's taxonomy places the organism in Eukaryota, Metazoa, Mollusca, Bivalvia, Ostreida, Ostreidae. The transcript has 7 exons. The record is from RefSeq and is a predicted model, not a curated record. Gene Ontology annotation, molecular function: magnesium ion binding; calcium ion binding.
AUGGGAACAACAAGGAGUGUCAGUGUAUUUACAGAGGAAGAACUGAGGGACUACAGGGACCUGACGGUUCUAACUAAAAACGAAAUUCAGCAUGUGUACGAGAGAUUCCAAGUGUUUGGUACAGAACAAAAUCCUGUCACAAGGAUGAGUAAAAUCCCACGUGAGGACCUAUAUAAACUGAAGGAAUUGAGGGUAAACCCUUUUAAAGAUCGGAUAGUGACUGUCUUUUCGUCAAGCGGGGACGGGUACAUGUGUUUUGAAGAUUUCUUGGACAUGAUGUCCGUUUUCAGUGAAAAAUCCCCCAUUCAGAUCAAAGCAGAAUAUAUGUUUAGGAUAUACGAUUUUGACGAUGACGGUUACUUGGGUAGGAAGGACAUGAAAACGAUCGUCCACAGAAUGACAGGAGAUGAGAAACUAAAUGAAGCAGAUCUAGAUCAACUGAUAGACGACAUAUACACGGAGGCGGAUGUCGAUGAUGAUGGGAGAUUAUCUUACCCCGAGUUUGAAAACAUCGUACACAACUGUCCGGACCUUGUAGGGAAAUUCAGAUUCCGUCUGUGAAUGACUACGAAAAUGAUAUUAUCAACUUUAAUUUGUGUAUGGGGUAUUUGAAAAAAAGACAAAAAUAUAAUUUCAGUGUAUUUAUUAAAAAUGUUUGAAGUGAUUGAGAUUUAUAUGUAAUAAACUAAUUUAUCAGUUACAUGUGCAUAUUAUGAGAUUACUGUUUGUAAUUUUUUUUUCUGUCCUUUUACUAGGAUAUUUUAAACAUUUAAUUUUUUUGUUUGAUUGAUUAUCAGUAUUAAAGAAAAGGAAAUACUAUGUGUUAUUAAGGAUCAAUGAUGCAAAAUAAUUUCCUUCAGAUCAAAACAGAUCAACUUUAUAAAGUUAUAGACUGUUUC